AUUACAUGAAGACAAACAGUCUUUGCCAAAUUUUAAACGGGUGUUCAAUAGGACUAUAAUCAAAGUGAAAAUACACAGAGUUUUUUUAUACCGAAUUCAAUGAUUAUAAUUUGAAGUUCUUCAAUUUGGUGUAAACAUUUGUAAUGACACCUAUGAAUGGAUAAAGGAGUUUUUAUUAUGUGAACGUGACGUCGAAAAUACAGUUUAUUAUACAGUGAUUUAUAUUUAUACCUUCUCAUUCGUUUUUGGAGAAUUCGAUCCAACAGUUAUAAUUUGUUGAACAAUGCAUGUCAUCAGCCAAGCACAAACACAUCAGCCAAGGCCUUCAAUUGCAGUAUCAGGGAGAGAUGGGUAUCUUUCGCCGGACUACCAUCACCAUUCGCCACAUUCGCCUCAUUUUUUGCGAAAACAUCGCAGGAAUGCAUCAUGUGAAUCCAAACGGUCCGAACUAAUUCCGGAAGGAAGUGAGCAUGAUACUGACCAUGAAUCCGUUUGUUUGAUGGAAAAGCCAGAGUUCCUGGAAACUGCCAGUUUAACUGAUGGUCAUAAUUGCAAACAAGAAGAAUGCGAAAGGAUUAUUAUCAAUGUCAGUGGUUUAAAGUUUGAAACACAACUGCGGACACUCAAUAGACUUCCCAACACUCUUCUUGGAGAUAAAUUUAAAAGAGAAUAUUACUGGGAUGCUAAGCGGAAGGAAUUUUUCUUUGAUCGACAUCGACCAAGUUUCCCCGCUAUUUUGUAUUUCUACCAAAGUGGUGGAAGGCUUUUAAGACCUAUUGAAGUUCCAACUGAUGUUUUUCUAACCGAGUUGCAAUUUUUUGAGCUUGGAACAAAUGUUAUUACUGCUUAUAAGGAAUCUGAAGGAUUUUUAAUUGAAGAUACUGGACAUGAAAUAAUGCCAAAAAAUCCUCUUCAAAGAAAGGUCUGGGAGCUUUUUGAAUACCCAACGAGCUCAAUAGCUGCUAAAAUUUGCGCAUUGUUAUCCGUCAUUUUUAUUGUUGUUUCUGUUGUAAACUUUUGUGUGGAAACUUUACCUCAAUAUGCAAAUAUGGGGUGUAAAAAUGUAACACACUUUCAUCUUGGAAAUGUAACUACUCGUAAAGAAGUUCCUGUCUUUGCGCAGCCUAUUUUUAUCAUAGAAGCAACAUGCAUGUCGUGGUUCAUUAUAGAAUUGAUAUUUAGAGUCAUCAGUUGUCCUUCUAAAAUCCUUUUCAUAAAGAAUUUUGUCAACUGGAUUGAUAUAGUUUCAAUUAUGCCGUUUGUUGUAUCGUUAGCCAUGCUCUUUAUAAGCGGAGAAUGCGAGGGAUCAUCAAAAACUGGUGCUAUAUCGGUUCUUAGGGUUUUAAGAGUUGCAAGGAUACUCAAAUUGAGCAAGCAUUCUGAAGGACUACAACUUCUAGGGAAAACAUUAAGAGACAGUGUACAAGAACUUAUGAUGUUCGUUCUGUUCCUUGGAAUAGGAAUUGUCAUAUUUUCUGGUGCUAUUUUUUAUGCGGAACUAUCUCAAGAAAACACGCACUUUACUAGCAUUCCCGGAUCGUUUUGGUGGGCAGUCGUUACCAUGACAACUGUCGGAUACGGAGAUAUGUAUCCGGUUGGAAUUUUUGGCAAGAUUAUCGGCACUUUGGCAGUUUUAUGUGGACUGCUGUCAAUUGCACUACCAGUUCCUGUAAUUGUGACAAAUUUUAGUAACUAUUACCGCGCAUCUACUGGUAGAGGUGGCUUUUGAUAUUUGGAAGUGUCAAACAGAACUGUCAGUCGUUGUAUACACCUUUAAUGGUUUAAUUCAUUUAAAUAAUGUAGUCUUAUUUCUAAAUUCAUUUAUUGUUUUUUUUGACGAAUGAAAACUAAAAGAAAACAUAUAUACCUAAGAAAUGUAUAAAAAAAAGAAGAAGACUUUAACAUGCACCAGAAUAAAAUAGAUAUAAUUUUGGGUAAUAUAUUCUGGUUAACCAAAAAAGUGGCCAACUUAUUUAAUUCAUGUCGGAUCAGGAAUUCUUAAACACUGUUCCAUUAUGCAAGAUUAAUAUUUCAGUAUUUUUAACUUAGAUGAGUUACCAUUGUUAUUUCUACGGAUUAUUUUGUUAUAAAUAGUCUACUUCGACAUUAUUCUAAUCCGGCUAUCUAUUCGUGUCCGAAGUUUCAAAAACAUUACGUCACAUGGUAACUAUUGUUUGGUAUUAUUUACUAAAGGAUAUUUAAGUUGUAAUAAAGGUUUUCCUUGUGAAAACUUUGUAUAAUACCAGUAUAAUGUCUUUCAAUUACUACAUACAUACACAGUGACAUGUACUAGAGUGUUGACGUAAAUGGAAAUGUUCAUUUCACUUCACACGAGUUAUAAAUCUCAUCACACAAAGUAAAACUCAUCACUUUCAUAUUUUGUUUACGUAAUGAACGAGCCUCGUGUAUUUUCAUUAAAGAUUUCAGAUAAACACAUUCUUUGAACACUUCUGGCAACUUUACAAUAUAUUUAUAUUUAGGAAUAUUUUAUUUGUUUCGUCGGAUGAAAUCUUUUAUAACUGGUUGUACAUAUCAUACUUGCAUUUGGAUUAAAGAAGAUGUGUGGAUUU
Mytilus californianus (California mussel) is the source of this 2570-nucleotide messenger RNA. RefSeq names its product potassium voltage-gated channel subfamily A member 1-like. Bases 284 to 1729 code for a protein of 481 amino acids. Gene Ontology annotation, molecular function: protein binding; delayed rectifier potassium channel activity. The record is from RefSeq and is a predicted model, not a curated record. The transcript has a single exon. Gene Ontology annotation, biological process: potassium ion transmembrane transport; protein homooligomerization. Gene Ontology annotation, cellular component: voltage-gated potassium channel complex; membrane. Lineage: Eukaryota; Metazoa; Mollusca; Bivalvia; Mytilida; Mytilidae.